Molecule: messenger RNA, 2210 nt
Organism: Oncorhynchus nerka (sockeye salmon)
Lineage: Eukaryota; Metazoa; Chordata; Actinopteri; Salmoniformes; Salmonidae
Product: zinc finger protein 501-like
Exons: 2
Coding region: 272-1501 (409 amino acids)
Source: RefSeq, a predicted model, not a curated record
CAAAAGGCUUCUGAUUUAACCACGCUGUGCUUUGCUAGCAAAUUUAAAACCGAAACAUUGAAGCUCUUUAGACCAAUCUUGUGUAUAUUACUCUUUGUGUUUAGAACACAAUUAUGUUUACGUAUCUACUGGUUCAUUUAAACGUAAUUUGCUUGUUAAAUUAGCAAAUGUGUUAAAUUGAUACUGCACGAGGCUAAUCGCCCGGAGCAUAAACUCACUAAUCUAGACGGAGAAAGAAGCUCUGGUGAAAGGAGAGGAAGAAGCUUUCAGAAUGAAAAAUUAUGAAGAUGAGGCUAUCACAUUGAAAAAAGAGAAUGGAUUGAAAGAAGAGCCCUUUGGAGUGAAAGAGGAAGAGGAGACUAUCUCUAUAAAGGAGGAGGAGGAAGACUUUUUGGGAUUGAAAGAGGAGACUGAAGAUCCGAUUACCACCAGAGAAAGACCAGACUCAGAGGAACCAGAGACGUCCAAAUCGGCAAAACAACACGACUGUUCCCACUGUGGAAAGAGUUUUACAGAGUUAGGCAACAUGAAAAGGCAUGAAAGGACACACACAGGUGAGAAGCCUCAUCAAUGCUCUCACUGUGGAAAAACUUUUACUGAGUUAUGGAGCCUGAAAACACAUGAGAGAAUACACACAGGGGAGAAGUUGUACUACUGCUCCCAGUGUGGAAAGAGUUUUACCCGGUCAGGGCACAUGAAAGAACAUAAGAGAACACACACAGGGGAGAAGCCUUACCUCUGUUCCCAGUGUGGAAUGAGUUUUACCCACGUAUGUAACAUGAAAACACAUGAGAGAUUACACACAGGGGAAAAGCCUUACCACUGCUCCCAGUGUGGAAAGAAUUUUACCCGGUCAGGGCACAUGAAAGAACAUAAGAGAAUGCACACAUUGGAUAAGCCUUACCUCUGUUCCCAAUGUGGAAAGAGUUUUACCCACUUAUGUAACCUGAAAACACAUGAGAGGUUACACACCGGGGAGAAGGAUUAUGAAUGCUCUCCGUGUGGAUUGAGUUUUACCACUUUAGAGUACCUGAAAUCACAUGAGCGAACACACACAAGAGAGAAGCCUUUCCACUGCUCACAGUGCAGAGAGAUUUUCACCCAGUUAGGGAGCCUGAAAAGGCAUGAAAGGACACACACAGUUGAGAAGCCUCAUCAUUGCUCUCACUGUGGGAAGACUUUUACCCAGUUAGGGAGCCUGAAAAGACAUGAGAGAAUACACACAGGGGAAAAGCCUUACUGCUGCCCCCAGUGUGGAAAGAGUUUUACCCGGUCAGAGCACAUGAAAGAACAUAAGAGAACACACACAGGAGAGAAGCCUUAUUGCUGCUUCCAGUGUGGAAAGAGUUUUACCUACUUAUGUAACCUGAAAACACACGAGAGAAUACACACAGGGGAGAAGCCUUACCACUGCCCCCAGUGUGGAAAGGGUUUUAACCAGUUAGGGGUCCUGAAACGACAUGAGAGAAAACACACAGGAGAUAAGGAUGUAGGAUGUUGAACUGUAGAACAUUGGAUGGAUAUAGGACAGAUGCUGGCUGAACAGUAGGAUAUAGGACAGAUAUAGCCUCUGAACAGUAGGAUAUAGGACAGAUAUAGCCUCUGAACAGUAGGAUAUAGGACAGAUGUAGCCUCUGAACAGUAUGAUAUAGGACAGAUAUAGCCUCUGAACAGUAGGAUAUAGGACAGAUAUAGCCUCUGAACAGUAGGAUAUAGGACAGAUGCUGGCUAAACAGUAGGAUAUAGGAAAGAUAUAGCCUCUGAACAGUAGGAUAUAGGACAAAUAUAGCCUCUGAACAGUAGGAUAUAGGACAGAUAUAGCCUCUGAACAGUAGGAUAUAGGACAGAUGCUGGCUGAACAGUAGGAUAUAGGACAGAUAUAGCCUCUGAACAGUGUAUUUUCCAUACUGCAUGUAUUAUAGUGGAUUUGUUUGCUGACAUCACUAAGUCUAAAUGUCCAUGUAAAUGGGCUAAGUCUAAAUGUCCAUGUAAAUGGGCUAAGUCUACUGUAUUUUGUAUAUCGUACUUUGCUCUCAUUUUGAGAGAAAUAAAAUCCAGUUCGAUUCCCAACUCAGUAACUCAGAUCAGCUUUAAUAUUGAACAUAGAUUGUAACUCAGACCUUGGGGGAAGUUCUGCUUUAAUAUUGAACAUAGAUUGUAACUCAGACCUUGGGGGAAGUUCUGCUUUAAUAUUGAACAUAGAUUGUAAC